ACUGUGAAGCAUUCCAUUCAGAUGAAAGAAGGCGAGGUCAUAACGUCCACAGACCGCUGAGUACGGAGCUUUGAUACCGAAAGAGCACACUCUCAACUCACACAGAGGCGCAGUUAGUUACAAACAUGGCGAUCAUUUGUAAAAGGUGGACCCUUCCAAUCCUAGCUUCGGCAGUUUUCCUGCUAACAGUGAUUGUCGUUGCUUAUCACAGCGGCACUUACGGCAAGUUCAACAAACAUGAACGCUGGGUCGCAAAGUUGAUGGGUCGCAAGCCACUUCAUAUUGUCAUCAUCGGCUCGGGUCCAACGGCACUAGGCGCAGCACGACGACUUGCCGAACUCAGAAACCAGUUUAACACCAAGGUUACCAUCCUAGAAGAAGAAGCUCUACCGGGCGGACUGGCUUCUUCUGAGCGAGACGAUCAAGGCUUUCUCUGGGACAUGGGAGGCCAUGUCGUCUUCUCUCACUACGAUUAUUUCGACAAGACGCUGGAUCGUGCAGUACCACAUUGGAACCAGCGAGUCCGCGCGGCCUUUGCCUUUAUGAUGGGAUCAGACGGCAAAAGGAGAUUCAUCCCUUACCCAGUCCAGAACAACAUCGAAGCCAUGGACAAAACUGACCAGAAAAGAAGCCUGGAAGGUCUCCAAGAGAUCACCCGCAACCCACCGGAGGCCAAACCCGACAACUUCGACCAGUGGCUGUUGCAGAAAUUCGGGGUCGGCCUCUGCGAAGUGUUCAUGCGGAAAUACAACAAGAAGGUGUGGACAGUCAACACCACCAGAAUGAACUCGGUCUGGGUGGGCGAGCGAGUCGCCAUACCCGACGUCAACAAAAUCCAAGCCAAGAUUAAAGCCUUUGAUCAAGGGACUCCGGUGGAGGACUCGGGGUGGGGUCCCAACCGGUACUUUCGCUUCCCAAGAUUCAACGGCACCGGGAAUAUCUGGAGAGGAGUGGCAAACUUGGUACCGCGGGAAUGGUUUCAGUUCCGAAGCAAAGUGACGAGUGUCAAUUUUGACACCAAAACAAUAAACAUAGGAAGUGCAGGGAGUUCGCACCGUUCAUUGACUUAUGACACAUUGAUAUCGACGGUACCCUUGGACAAAUUUGCAAACUUACUUCAUGGUAACGAUCCAUCUCUGGCACAAAUAAACCACUUCACAUCGCAGCUCAUAUACUCUCACACUCACGUCAUAGGUAUUGGACUCCUUGGCCAACCCCCUGAGAUUCUCUCCGACAAAUCCUGGAUGUACUUUCCAGACUCCGAUUCUCCGUUCUACCGCAUUACAGUUUUCUCGGCGUACUCUGACGAUCACGUGCCCAGGGCGGACACCUUUUGGUCUCUGAUGUGCGAGGCGGCGGAACCCAAGUACGCGCCAGACCCAAGCUAUUGGUCAAAGACAAACGUAGUCGAGGCAACAGUCAAGGCUUUGGUGACGUACGGUUUCAUUUCAGCUGACAUGGUAGUGUCCAAAUACUAUCGCCGACUAGAUCGCGGCUACCCAGUUCCUUCUCUGGAAAGGGAAAAAGUCCUCCACAUGGUGCAACCCUGGUUAGAGGCAAAACACAUCUACUCCCGCGGUCGGUUCGGGGGAUGGCGGUACGAGGUUGCAAACCAGGACCAUUCUUUCAUGCAAGGGGUGGAGGUUGUGGACAGGAUUUUGCAAGGAAUAGAUGAGGAGACGUAUCCCAACCCAAAUCUCGUCAACUCUCGCAAAAACACGGGUCGAUUCCUGGAGCCGGACUCCAGGAAUGAAUUCAUUCUUUUGCGCAACUAGAAAUCUGUAAUUUUAUUCUUAUUAGAAACAGUUCAUGGUCAAAAUUGGGGUUUUAAACUUGUAACAGUAUGGUUGGCAAUAUGGGUAUUAAUUUUUUCUUAAGUCACAAAAAUGUAAAAAGAAUAAGCAAGUCUGUUGAAGUCUGUGGGCUGGCCCCUUGGCCCCCCGGAUCCACCCUUGGAAUAUGGAAUAGGAAUGAUUCAAAGGGAUUGCAUACUGACCCGAAAGCAUAAGUGUAACUAUAGUGUAAAUUUCUUAAGCAAUUUAAAGUACUUUUAUAAAUGUAACACACGUUUUUAAUUGUAUAUUUAACUUGAUAUUCAAUCUUUUUAUUGACAUUUUUCAACGGUUGUUUUGGUGUAUGCUUGAUUUUGUGCUAAUGUUUGUAUGGAUUUAACAUGGAUAUUAUUGUAUUUUAUUCUUAAACAAAUAUUUCGUGCAAACACGUUUAAUCGCAAAAAUGGGUUUUGGCAAAUAAACAGAAUGAAUUAAUAUUUUUUAAACUUGUUUUUUUAUAUAGCAAACUAGUCUGACGUCUUUGUAUCAUCAGAUAAGGUUAUAAAAAAACAAUAAACUUGUAGUCUCGAUA
Molecule: messenger RNA, 2364 nt
Organism: Patiria miniata (bat star)
Lineage: Eukaryota; Metazoa; Echinodermata; Asteroidea; Valvatida; Asterinidae
Exons: 2
Coding region: 126-1775 (549 amino acids)
Molecular function (GO): oxidoreductase activity
Source: RefSeq, a predicted model, not a curated record